AUGGCGUCGGUCCAGGGGCGCAAGCGGUCGCGGCUCGCCUGCCAGACCUGCCGCGAGCUGAAGCGCAAGUGCGACGGCGCCGAGCCCUGCGGCACCUGCGUGCGCUUCGAGUAUCCCUGCCGCUACUCGGCCGGGAGCAGGAUCCGCAGCCGGACGGAUCAUCACCACGCACCACAGAGGAGUGUCGGCCUGCCGCAGUGCUCGCCCAUCGACAGCGGCGCCACGCCCGCGUCCUCCGCGGUGCAGCACCAGGCAAGGUCGCUCGAGGCCAACUCGGGCCCCGCGUUUGUCCGCCGCCUGGGCUUCAAGUCCGAGUCGGGAAAGGGCAGCCCGCGCGUGCAGACCUUUGCGUGGAACGCGUUCCUCGGCUCGCGCCAGACGGUGCAGAAUCCCCUGGCGCGCCCCGUCACCGAGCUCCUGUCCCAGCAUCGCAUGACCUACCUGGCCGGCGUGUACUUUCAGAAGCUCCAUCCCACCUACAGCUUCAUCGACGCCGGCCAGCUCGAGGCGCACGUGCGGCUGCGCUGGUCGCGGCCGAGCGCCCCGGAGCCGGGCGACGCGCUGCUGUGCGGCGUGGCCGCCCUGGGGUGCCUCUUCUCGCAGGUGCACGCCGACAGGACCGAGCCGGAGCUGGUCGAGUCGGCGAGGCGCAUGCUGGAGGGGUCCUUCUCGGAGCCGCCGUCCGUGGCGGGCAUAAGCGCCUGGCUGCUGCGGGUCAUCUACCUGCGGCUUGCCGGGACGCACUACCCGGCGUGGAUGGCGAGCUGCACGGUGCUGCACAUGCUGGAGGCCGCAGGCAUGACGGUGGAGGACACCAACCCCGCAGCCCUGCGUCCGGACACGCAGGAGGCGGGCAACGUCGAGGUCAACAGGAGACUGCUCGCCGUCGCCCAGCACCUCAACACGUGGAUGUCCUACGACAUGGGCCUGAGCCGCGUCGCGCUCUCGAGCGUGACGUGCGUGCUGCCCUCGAAACGACCCGGGGAAUUCACGACCGAGCUGAUGGAACUCCUCCCCUUCACCAUCCAGCUGGACCCGGAGCGCACGCAGCCCGCCUCCGAGCUGGAGUCGGCGCUGCAGACGGUCCUCGACCGCGUGCACACGCGCCCGCCCAGCGUCCUCGGCCAGUGCAACCUCGCCCUCUGUCUCUGCCGCCGCCUGCGCUCCAUGGAGUUCUCCCUGCCCGACGCCACCAUCCAGCGGAUCCUCGUGCUGACGGCCAGCGGCAUCCGCGCCGCGCGGGCGAUCCUCGAAGACCGCGCGCCGUGGCACCACAUGGCCUACGUGCCCUUCCAGGUCGUCUGCGUGCUGCUGGCCAUCGACACGGUGGCGUCCAUUUCGCAGCUGCGCGACGCGGUGCAGUGCCUGCGGGACGUGGCCGAGGUGUACAACACGCACGCGACGCGCGAGGCGGUGCGCACCGCGCGCUCGCUGGUGAUGCUGCACCAGCGCGGCAAGGAGAUGCUCGCGGCCGCGCUGGGGGACGUGGUCAAGAUGCACGACGUGAAUGCCCACGAGGAUGUGGCGAGCACGGUGCCGGUUCUGUCGGAUGAGUUUGUGUGGCUGAACAACUUGCCCGAGGACAUCUCCAACCUCCAGGACCUGGGACUGGAGCAGCUGCUCAGCCCAGAGUUCUUCUGGAAUGCUAGUAGUAGUUGA
Messenger RNA from Cordyceps fumosorosea ARSEF 2679, 1659 nucleotides. Its product is annotated as Zn(2)-C6 fungal-type DNA-binding domain protein. Gene Ontology annotation, molecular function: DNA-binding transcription factor activity, RNA polymerase II-specific; DNA binding; zinc ion binding. The record is from RefSeq and is a predicted model, not a curated record. The transcript has a single exon. Lineage: Eukaryota; Fungi; Ascomycota; Sordariomycetes; Hypocreales; Cordycipitaceae. Gene Ontology annotation, biological process: response to xenobiotic stimulus; DNA-templated transcription; regulation of DNA-templated transcription. Bases 1 to 1659 code for a protein of 552 amino acids.